UUGAGUAUCAAUCGAGUAAUCUAGAAUAAUGUCGUUUCUAUGGGAGAAGAGCCAGACAUGGAGAUGGCUGGUGACCAAGACCAGGGAUUCGAAGCCCUUCUUUCUCACCUUCGCCACCGUCUGCGGCGUCAUUCCCGGGAUUAUCGGCUACUGCGUCAUGCAGGUCACCAGCUCCAGCAACCCCGAGCUCGAAGCCAAGCUCCGCCAGUCCGCCCGCCCCGAAUUAACGAUGAUGGGUAAAGUUAAUCAAGAGAGGCUAGCAGAGUACCUGGGAGAACUGAAGAGGAAAGAAAAUACAAAUGACAGAUAUGUUGCUGCUUUAAGAGGCGAGACACUGACUAGAAAGCCAUAUGUGAGAAUUCAACCAGUCCCAAACCCAAAUAGCUCUGUGGUCGAGGAGGAAAAGAAGUAAACGUCAAGACAGGAUUAGGUCCUCAUAUGAUAAAGACAUAGUAACCGGUGGCUAGUCGUUUGUGUUUAUUUUGGAUUUCAACAUGAUCAAGUUGAAUUUAUCCUAAGGAAUAUUGAUUAUUUACUUGUUUUCUGACUUAUUAGUCAAGGAAUACCAAGUACAUUUGUGCGAAGGAAGUGAUGUAUUGCGCAGUCACUUUAUUGAAUGUAUUUUGAAAGUAUAUUUGAUCAAAAACAUUAGAGAAUGGUUUUGUUUGAAA
Messenger RNA from Salvia splendens (bonfire salvia), 671 nucleotides. RefSeq lists its product as uncharacterized. Lineage: Eukaryota; Viridiplantae; Streptophyta; Magnoliopsida; Lamiales; Lamiaceae. The transcript is spliced from 2 exons. The record is from RefSeq and is a predicted model, not a curated record. The coding region runs from base 29 to 412 and encodes 127 amino acids.